AUGGACAAUACCUUCCGAAAUUCAACUUUUCUUUAAUAAAAUUUUGCCUCUGUGGAAAUAUUCAGGGAAUGUUAACAGUGGAUUAUAUUUCUAAUUUUAAUUGCCUUCCCAUAAUUCCUGAAGACUUCCCUUAGUAACCAAAAUGGCGGCGUACACGAAGGGGUGUUGAGUUUGAAUUUAAAGAACGCUGAAUUUGAAAACGAAUUGUAAACUUGUUUGGAAUUAGGUCUGUUUCUUAACUUCUGAGUAAAAAUACAAACAGCUUUGCAAUCUGAGGAGUACAUUUAAAGGGCGUCAGAGAGAAAUGCAAGAGAGUUUUAUGACACCAAGCAGAAGGCUGUCAAGUUCUACAAGGAGAAUGGGGUACCAGAGAGGCUGGAGGAAAUCCUCAACUCCAUGUUUUAUGAAAAUCCUCCAGAUGUUUACGGUCGCUUGUCAGAACACUUUGAGUCCCUGUCAAUUCCACCUGUUAUUCACAAAGUGAUGGCUAGAGAGGUUUUAGAUGGCAGAGGUCAGCCUACCCUACAAGCAGAGCUCCACUGCAUUGUCAAAGGUCUUGAACAGCAUUUGUCAACUGUCACCAUGGCCAGCACAAACCUGCUGAUGGAGAGUGCCCCUGUUGAGAAAAAGGAAGCAGACGAGAAAGAGAGACAGGAAUUUGUUGAUGCAGCUCUUCAAUUCAUUCAAGGACCAAUCACAGAAGCUAUCAGUGGCAUCGGCCCAGCCAAUCAGGGAGAGAUUGAUGAAAAUGUUUGGAAGAUCCUGAUGAAAUUCCAGACUGAGAAGGAAGAGGAGGAGCGUAAAGAACGUGAGCGGGCAGCAGAGCUAGAACCUCCACCUCCUGAACCAGCCAAGGAGGAAAAAACAAUCUCUCCAAAGGGCAAGAAGAAGCUAGGGAGUGCCAAGUCUAGCACAGUCGUGAUGGAGGAACCUAAAGAACCAAUGCUCCCAGGUUGCAAUGCUGCAUGUGUCGUUUCACAGGCUGUAACUCUAGCAGCAGCAAAGCUCUCCAAGAUCCAACCCUUUGAACACAUUGCCAACUUGUACUCUUCUCAGGAACAGCAAGAAUAUGAGCUUCCCUUGUUGAUGGUGAAUCUUUUGAAUUCUGGAAAAGCCUACCCCGGCAAGCAGAACCUCAUCAAGGAAUUGCUGCUCAUCCCUAAACCAGGGAAGACCCUCAGGCAGUCUCUGAAACAACUGACAGCCAUCCACCAUCAAGUGGGCAAGUUGCUUUUUCCAAAGCUGGGGGUACCUGGGUUAUACGUGAAUGACUUUGGUGGCUACUGUCCACAGUAUGACCGGCCAGAGCAGUUAUUGGACCUUGCCCAGGAGGCUAUCACUGCUCUUGAUCUGACCCCAGGAGAGGAUAUCUUCAUUGGUCUGAACUGUGCUGCCCAUGAAAUGUUUGACUUGGAUAAAGGAAAAUACGAAACAGCUCAAGGAAUGUUGAAAUUACCAGAUGACAUGAUAGAGGUGUAUGCUGAUCUCAUCAACCGGUAUCCAGCCAUCAUUGCCCUCAUAGAUCCCCUCAAAAAACAGGACGUAGAGCAAUGGCGCAAGCUGUGUGAACGUUUCAGCGAGCAGUGCUUUAUCAUUGUAGACAAGGCCUAUUCCAGGGCUGAGACUCUUCUCAAGCAGGGAUUUGGUGAGCUACGUAGUACCGCUGUCUCAUUGAAACUACAGCAGAUGACUAGUGUUAGUACCAUCACUGAAGCUGGUAAACUGAUCAAAGAGAACAAUGCAGCUGUGGUGAUUUCAAGUGUCCUUGGUGAGAGUCCUGAUAGUUUUCUGGCUGAUUUGGCUGUUGGAGUUAGCUCCAGGUUUGUCAAGUUUGGUGCUAUCAAUCGUGGCGAGAGGAUCUGCAAGUACAACCGUCUUCUGGAGAUAGAAGAUAUGUUGAUAUCUCAGGACAGGAUCAAGGCAACUGUGACAUUUGGUUUCCCUGUCAUCAAGCCACCUGAACCAGAGGAGACUGCAGAGGAUGAGAACAAACAGGAAUGAUAGCUCUAGCAUUUCUGAAUUCUAACUACUAGGGGAAUAAAGCUCUUUGACAAGUCGCUGCUUUCAGCUCAUUUUGGGAUAUAUUCCCGCCUAGGUUGCACACGUUCAAAUCCUUCCGACACUAAGGACAGAUCCAGAACCAAUUUUUUGGAGAGUCAACAAAAUUUAGAAAAUUUUACAGCAUUUACAAACUUUUUAAGAAAAGGAAAUUAAAUUGUUCCCCAAGAUGGUGCCCCUACCCUCACCUCACCCCUCUUUCCACCAUUAUCUGACAUUGGCAGUGCUGAGAUUUGCUGGAGGUUAACAACCUGUAACUAUAUGCUCUGUCUGUAGGGAAUAGCUUUACUAGCAGAAUUCAGUCAGAUAUCAAUCACAAGUGGAAUCAUAAGUUUGGUUGCAGGUUCAUUUAUCAGUAACUGCAAGUGAAUAAGUGAACAGAUUUGAAGGGACUGUUUUUGGUUUGUGUAAGUGGCGUGUGGCUUGAGACAAGAGAACUUAUGAUCGACUAGCAAUUAAAAUGAGCUUAGUGUGACUAAUUGAUUAUAUCUCAUGUCACCAGUCACUUCCUUAAUAAAAUUUGUUAAAAGAUGUAAAAAACUUUAAUUCAUAAAUACCUGAGACAGUUUUUCUAUUCCUGUUGGUCAAGG
Molecule: messenger RNA, 2648 nt
Organism: Acanthaster planci (crown-of-thorns starfish)
Lineage: Eukaryota; Metazoa; Echinodermata; Asteroidea; Valvatida; Acanthasteridae
Gene: eno4
Product: enolase 4
Biological process (GO): glycolytic process
Cellular component (GO): phosphopyruvate hydratase complex
Molecular function (GO): phosphopyruvate hydratase activity; magnesium ion binding
Source: RefSeq, a predicted model, not a curated record